AUGACGCAGUACGACCACAUCGGCGCUCAGUACGAGCAGGCGAAUGAGCAGUUCUACAAGUUCCUCGAGGGCAAGCUCAUGGAAAACGCCCUCCGCCCCGAGAUCGCCGACCGGCCCGGCCUGAAACUGCUCGAGUUUGCCGCCGGCACCGGCUUCUACACCUCGCGCGCGCUCGCCUGGAGCGCCCCCGACACCUCGCUCACCUCCAUGGAUAUUUCCCGGGCCAUGCUCGACGUCACCGCCGGGAACAACGCGACCGCCGUCUCCUCCGGGCGUCUGCGCCUCCUCCUCGCUGACGGCGCCCACCCGCGCUCCUACGCGCCCGACGACCAUAGCGAGGAGUACUUUGACGGCGCGUUUGGCGGCUGGUUCCUCAACUACGCCGAGGGCCGCGAGACGCUGCGCAGCAUGUUCGACAACAUCGCGCUCAACCUCCGGCCCGGCGGCUUCUUCGUCGGCGUGGUGCCGUAUCCGGAGGAGGACCUGGCGGCACGCGGGCGCGCGUGCAAGGAGCCGCCGCUGCGGGACAUCUACCCGUUCCUGGACUUUACGCGGCCGCUGGAGGACGGCUCGGGGUGGUGGUUCACGUGCCACGUGGACGAGACGCUGAGCUUCGAGACGGCGCACCACCGCAGGUCGGUGUUUGAGGAGGUCGCGAGGGAGGCCGGCUUUUCUGAGAUGGAGUGGUCGCCGGCGAACCUCCCGCGUGAGGAGUUCAUCUCGCGGGGGGCGGUGGUGAAGAAUGACCUGUCUCCGGAGGUGUACAAGGCGUACGCGGAUGUUGGGAUCCUUGCGGUAAUCAAGGUUUACAAGAAAUAA
This is a messenger RNA of Cordyceps fumosorosea ARSEF 2679, 819 nucleotides long. RefSeq lists its product as hypothetical. The transcript has a single exon. The record is from RefSeq and is a predicted model, not a curated record. Bases 1 to 819 code for a protein of 272 amino acids. Lineage: Eukaryota; Fungi; Ascomycota; Sordariomycetes; Hypocreales; Cordycipitaceae.